Messenger RNA from Oreochromis aureus, 1689 nucleotides. RefSeq names its product E3 ubiquitin-protein ligase TRIM21-like. Gene Ontology annotation, molecular function: zinc ion binding; protein binding. Bases 5 to 1666 code for a protein of 553 amino acids. The record is from RefSeq and is a predicted model, not a curated record. The transcript has a single exon. NCBI's taxonomy places the organism in Eukaryota, Metazoa, Chordata, Actinopteri, Cichliformes, Cichlidae.
AGACAUGUCUGCUGCCAGCAAUCUGCGAUCUGAAGAUCAGUUUCUGUGCUCCAUCUGUCUGGAUGUGUUCACUGAUCCAGUCAGCACACCAUGUGGACACAACUUCUGCAAAACCUGCAUCAGUCAGCACUGGGACAUGAAUCAGAGCUGUAAGUGUCCCAUGUGUAAUGAGACUUUCAACAUUAGACCUCAGCUGAGGGUCAACACCUUCAUCUCUGAGGUGGUUGCUCAGUUCAGACGUGAAGCUCAGCAGAAAGCCAGCAGCAGCAGCUCAGAGCAACAAGCUGCCAAAGCAGGAGAAGUUCCCUGUGACGUCUGCACUGGAACCAAACUGAAGGCCCUGAAGUCCUGCCUGGUGUGUCAGACCUCCUACUGUCAGACUCACCUGGAGCCUCAUCUGACAAAGGAAGCUCUGAAAAGACAUCAACUGAUUGAUGUUGCGGAGAACCUGGAAGGCAGGAUGUGUACGAAGCACGAUAAACCUCUGGAGCUGUUCUGUAAGACCGACCAGACAUGUGUCUGCAUGCUCUGCUCUGUUUUAGACCACAAGAACCACGAGUUUGUUCCUCUGAGAGAAGAAUAUGAAGGAAAGAAGGCAGAGCUGGAGAAGACAGAGGCUGAGAUUCAGCAGAUGAUCCAGAAGAGACAACUGAAGAUUCAGGAGGUCACAGAGUCGGUGAAGAUGAGUAAAGAUGCUGCAGACAGACAGAAAGCAGAAGGUGUUCAGGUCUUCACGGCUCUGAAGGAGUCUGUUGAGAGACGCCUGAAAAAGUUCAUAAAGGAGAUCGAAGACAAACAGGAAGCUACAGAGAAACAGGCUGAAGGUCUCAUCAAAGAUCUGGAACAGGAAAUCUCUGAGCUGAUGGAGAGAAGUUCUAAGGUGGAGCAAAUCUCAUGCUCUGAAGACCACCUCCACCUCCUCCAAAGUUUCUCCUCCCUGAAAGCUGCUCCACCAACCAAGGACUGGACAGAGGUCAGAGUUCAUCCACCAUCAUAUGAGGGGACUGUGGUGAGAGCUGUGGCUCAGCUGGACGAGACAGUCUGGAAAUAUAUGAAUGACUUGUUUGAUGCUGAGCUGCAGCAGGUCCAACAGUAUGCAGUGGAUGUGACUCUGGAUCCUGAUACAGCACAAACUAAUCUAAUCCUGUCUGAUGAUGGAAAACAAGUGCACUGUGGUGAUGUGAGGAAGAAUCUUCCAGACAACCCAGAGAGAUUUUCUGACUGUGUUAUGAUUUUAGGAGAGCAGAGUUUCUCUUCAGGCAGAUUUUACUUUGAAGUUCAGGUUAAAGGAAAGACUAAAUGGGAUUUAGGAGUGGCCAGAGAGUCAAUCAACAGGAAGGGAAAAAUCACACUGAGUCCUCAGAAUGGUUUCUGGACUGUAGUGCUGAGAAAUGGAAAUGAGUACAUAGCAUGUGCUGACCCUCCAGUCCGUCUCUUUCUUCUUCCUGGUCCUGAGAAGGUGGGGGUGUUUGUGGAUUAUGAGGAGGGUCUGGUCUCCUUUUAUGAUGUAGGUGCUGCAGCUCUGAUCUACUCCUUUACUGGCUGCUCCUUCACUCACAAACUCCACCCAUACUUCUGUCCAAGUCUAAGUUAUUGUGGUAAAAACUCUGCACCUCUAAUCAUCUGUCCUGUCAAUCAAACAACAUCAACGACUGAUUUUAUUUGAUGAACUGAUUGAUUUUUAUUGAA